CCGAUCAGUUGUUAUGAUAAACGUCGAGGGAGAGGUCAUCUCCUCGACUGGAACACGUCUGCGGUAACACUGAUGCUGAGGAUCCCCUGCAGGCUGAGUGCGCGCUGCCACAGGAUCAGUUUUUAGUCGCCAGCGGUGCGCGUCAGUUCUGAUCCAACACACACGAGCUGGAUGGGGACCGGUUGCAUCGUUUUUAAAGUUUCACCCCUGCUGCCUCUUUCAGCGCAGUGGGAUUUAUACCUCUGGAGGAAAAUUUGAGAAUUGAUGACUUUGUGUUUUUGCGUGUGCUGCUCUACUAUGGUGGAGAGCGUGCGUGCGUAAUGGGCAGAUAUGUUUUCGCUCUGUGGAAGUUCAGCCGUGCGCCCGCUCCCCUAACUCAAACUAUCAUCUUUGCGUUCUGAUCAUCAUCCUCUGACUGAACUCUGCAGAAGGUUUAAAACGACAUGGCCAGCGAGCGGAGACCGCGGCUUUGUGUCAUGGCUAAAGGGGACAACGGGUAUGGAUUUCACUUGCAUGGCGAGAAAGGGAAAAGCGGACAGUUCAUCCGCAAAGUGGAGGCUGGCUCCCCCGCUGAAGCGGCGGGGAUGCGCGCAGGAGACCGAGUGGUGGCAGUGAAUGGAGUGAACGUGGAGAAAGAGACGCAUCAUCAGGUGGUACAGUGGAUCAAAGCCAUAGCCAACGAGACCAGGUUACUCGUGGUGGACAAUGAGACACACGAAAGUCUGCGGAGCCUGCGCCUCACGGCUACAGAGGAGAUGGCUGUUGUCAGGAGGGGCCCUUCUUCCUCUCCCCCGGCGUCCCCGUCCCCAUCCCCGUCCUCAGUCCCGUCCACCCCGGGAAAGAAGCGGGAGAACGGCUCUGUGUCCAAGCAGCCGCUCAUGCUGAGUGGCCAGGUGCAGAAGCCCACCAGGAGGUCGCCAUCGAAGGCAGCGAAGAAGGAGGCUCUUGCUCAGGCUGACGCUCACAUCCACGCGCAAUCCCAGCCACGGCUCCAGGUCAGCCCGUCUGAGCUUGUGCCACGUCUGUGCCACCUGGUGCGGACAGAGACGGGCUACGGCUUCAACCUGCACAGUGAACGCUCACGACCCGGACAGUACAUCCGCUCCCUGGACCCAGGAUCACCUGCAGACGGCGCCGGGCUCCGGCCACAAGACCGACUCAUCGAGGUAAAUGGUGUGAACAUCGAGGGCAUGCGGCAUGCAGAGGUGGUGGCCUUCAUAAAGAAAGGGGGAGACGAGACCUGGCUGCUGGUGGUGGAUCCAGACACAGACGAUCACUUCAAGAGGAGGGGGGUUAUCCCCACAGUUGCACAUGUCAAAGACUAUGAUGGUCCGUCCAUAUCCAACGGCUCCCCCAGCCCUCAGAUCAACGGCAGCUCCACCACACAGUCCAUCAGGUCCACGCGCUCCGACCUCAGCAGCCAGGGCAACAGCACACAGCUGGCGGACGACGAGGGCAGCCCGUUGUUGGAUCCAUUCGCUGAGAUGGGCCUGAGUCUAAGCGCCACGGCAGCAGAGGAAAAGAUGAAGGUGCACGCCAAAGAAAAGAGGAAGGCACCACAGAUGGACUGGAUGAAGAAAUAUGAACUCUUCAGUAAUUUCUGAGACAGUCCCCUCACGGGACACUUCACAGAACACAGGACAGAGCUGUCUGCAGCCCUCUGCGUGGAUGAGUUUGUGUUGUUGGAGAACAUUCUUGCGACGCUUAAGACGACUCUAUACAACUGAACAUCAUUUGUUCCUGGAAUGAAAAGUGGCAGAGGAAUAAAGUCGUACAACGGAUUUUACUUCAGCCACUUAAGAGACUCUUAAAAUGUUAAAUGUCCCUCAUCAAAGUACAAUAAAGCGUUGACUGACCUCAGAAACUGACAUGGACACAGACAUGUACUCAUAAACAUGCUUUCACGAAUUUGCCUAAAUCCCCAUCACUCCUUCUCUACUUGUAUCAUUCCUUUUCAUGCCUACACUUCGAGUGACUUGUUUCAAACAAAUGGGGGAGGCAGUUAUUUUUAUAUUUUACAUAUAUAAACUAUAAACUACAGAUAAGCAUUAUCCCAACAUCAUGGUCUGGAUCGUGGACUGGAUUUCUGACAGUUUAAUGGACACUGUGACAUUAAUGAUUGUGGACUUUGUCAGUCAGCGGAAGCCCUAACUUGGCAGAAGAUCACUGUGAAUGAGCUGAGACCCCCCCCCCCCCCUCCAGCCCACCAAGACAAUUAACCACUGACUGAGAAAAGGAGGGCUGCGUGUGCUGGUUUUGUAUAAUGUACUCUACAUCUAUUUGUACUUUAACAAGGAGAUGAUCAAGUUAUCCUCAGCUUAAGCCCACAUAUAUGCACCAGCUGAACCGCUUCAGAUCUGCCUUGCUUUAUUCAGAAAGAACCAUUGUUACUUUCAUAUAAAAUACGCUAAUACGUGUAUCACAACUAGCCUCUUUCUCCAAAUUGUGCUCCAGUGUGCAUAACGAAGGUAAGCACCACUAAAAUUGAAUGCAUUGAUGAAGUAAAUAAUAGAAAAUGGAGGUUUCUCAGGCCAAGCCGGUCGAUUAAUGCGAUCUAUAUUGUUGAGAGCUUAAAGCAACACUAUGUUACUUUAACAAACAACAGCGCCCUCUGCAGACAGACAGUUUUUUAAAUGUAGAGAAAAAGUAUCCCUUCACAGCUGUGACUGCGUAGUCCCGUAGUGAACGGUGGAUAUUACUCAUGACCCCCGGCUUCCAUAACCAGGAGAGCUGCAGCUGUAAGAAAAUAAACCAAAGCCUGUUUAAAGAUUAUUGAUAUUUUAAAAGUUUCCCCGCUGACAACUGGAGAUAGACGUUUUUAAUUCAUUUAAGUCUUUCUAACUAUCUACCAUUCCACUACACUCUUCAUCUUGACGAACCUAAGUCUAGAAAUCCAAGAACAGUUAUGUACGUCUCGCAGGAGAUUGUACCCGCUCACCAAAGUUAGAUUGAGUAAGAACAGGUGUUGGUGUUGAGCAGAGGGAAUGAAAGCUUCAACAUUCUCCCUUUUACAAGUCAGCGUAGCGUUAAUAUUGAAGCUGCUAUUUUAAAGUUUAAAAAGGUGCUUAGUGUUGCUUUAAUGUGAACAGCAGAGGGCAAACUUACACCACAAAUAGAGACGUAUUUUUGCACUUAAGUAUGUGUUUACCCAGAGAUCAUUUGGCAUCAGACAAUGUCCUAGAAAAGAAAUAUGAAUUCAGGUGAGGUGGAGGAAAGAAACUCAAAAUGAUUUGAGGAUUUAGGUAUUAAAGAAUAAUCAUAAUUUGAUUAUGUGAAGGACACUUUUACUUUUACUUUAGUUAUUGUGUUAAAUUUACACCUGUAACUGUGAUUUCAAAGCAAGCUCAUAUAAAUGGUGGAACAUAAUUGUCAGUAUGAAUGAUCAACUAUAAAAAUUAAACUGAAUGAAUUUAAAAGGGAUUUUCUCACAACAUAUUUGUCAAGUAUAAGAAAAAGGUUAAAUUUAUGAGGUUAACAGUCGCACAAUUACCUCUGCUUUCUUUCUUUUUCUUCCCAGUUCACUUCCUGUCAAUACAUUCGCUUCUGACCUGACCCCCCCCCACACACACACUUUCUUGUCCUUAAAUUAAUUCCUCAACCUUCACGUUUAGCUUUGUAUAGGUUGUUAAUUGUAUUUACAGAGUAAUGUAGUUUUUUAGCAUUAAUGACAAUCAGUGUCUCGUAAAAAGCGUGGUUAGCCAGCCAGUUAGCCUAGCUAGCCACUAACUGAAGAGCCCAUCCAGUUUAAACCCGCGGCGCUCUGCUGGCUUGUAGCGUCCCACAGUAAGGAGCAUACAAGACUCUUUGCUUGCAGGUCCAACUUUAACAUGUCCAUUACACUAUGAACAAUAUAUACAACGCUAACUGUGAAAGUAAGACAGCACUGUGUGGAGAUCAGGUUGGCGGUGAAAGUAACAUUAGUCAAACAUUUAGGGGAAUCGAACCAACGGGCAGUGACGAAAGCGUAAGUACGUCAUACUACAAGUGCUAAUUUUUGGAAAGACAAAAGUUUGAAUAUUGAAACCUCUCCUGUUCAACUUGGCAGCAGGUUAGCUUAGCUUGGAAACAGGUAUAAAAGUUUAGCCUAGCUCCGUGUAAAGUGAACAAAAGCAAGCUAAACACAUCUCUAAUUCACCCACCUGUUGUUUACUUUGUGCAAAUAAUUAAGUGUAAACAGAAAAUUUGUCAAAUAUAAGAAUCUGGGCUUCUGACUAAUACUAACUGCAAAUGUGCUAAGCUAACCUAGCUUGCUGCUCACUGAAAAGCUUUCCAAUUCACAGAAACCAUAGUGGGGACAAUUCUCUCAGAAAGGCAAAUGAGCACAUUUCAGCACGGCACAUUCCUCCGGGUCAGGGAAGAAAGUGGGAUCAAGGCUCAGAAGUGCAAAGUAGCAGAUAUUAAGAUGAACGGAUGUGAUGAGGUGUCACAUGAGCGGUGUGUGUUAGCAUGGUCACAUGAUGGCGUACGGGAGACGCACAGAGUGAGGUCAGCGAUGCCCUGGAGGAUCUGGUCAAAGAGACGGUGGGAGCCAUGGGGAUUAUCGAGGAUUACUACACAUACAGGGACAGCUGUCAUACACAUGCUCGCACACAUUCUGAGCACUGUGUCCGUGAACCUAUGUGUAGAGAGGACGUCCACCACGAAACCCUAAGCAAUGCUGAUGAAAAGGCCUAUGCUACAACAAGUGGGACUGCAAGUUGGAGAAAUGCCAUGUAUGCUGAGAGCUUUAGUUGUUGUUUUGUGUUGGUGCCCAUGCAUCCAUACCCUUGUUCUUACUUUGCAGAGCACACACAGAAGGUACUGGCUCAUCCCUGCGUGAAAUGGUGAAGCAAACAUUACCGCAGGUUUUUUUUUUUCUGUUUUUUUUUUUCAAUAAAGCGUGACUAUUGCGAUUUUGGAUAUAUUCAA
Platichthys flesus (European flounder) is the source of this 4908-nucleotide messenger RNA. RefSeq names its product Na(+)/H(+) exchange regulatory cofactor NHE-RF2. Gene Ontology annotation, molecular function: signaling receptor binding; protein-membrane adaptor activity. Lineage: Eukaryota; Metazoa; Chordata; Actinopteri; Pleuronectiformes; Pleuronectidae. Gene Ontology annotation, cellular component: apical plasma membrane. Bases 444 to 1604 code for a protein of 386 amino acids. The transcript is spliced from 6 exons. The record is from RefSeq and is a predicted model, not a curated record. Gene Ontology annotation, biological process: protein localization to plasma membrane.